Molecule: messenger RNA, 2705 nt
Organism: Danio aesculapii
Lineage: Eukaryota; Metazoa; Chordata; Actinopteri; Cypriniformes; Danionidae
Gene: ankrd33ba
Product: ankyrin repeat domain 33ba
Exons: 4
Coding region: 537-2069 (510 amino acids)
Molecular function (GO): protein binding
Source: RefSeq, a predicted model, not a curated record
UGGAGGCUGAGUUUUGAAGCGCACGCGUCUGCUUCUCUGCUCAUCUUCCGCAGGGCAUGUCUAGCGCCUCACUAUCAAAACUGUUUGGUGGGAACCUCACAAUAUCUAAAAAGUUUUUGCGAGGAACAAAUUGCGACAUUCAGAAGACGGUUUCAAAUUACAGGGACCGGCAAAUAUAGUGUUUUGGAUUUGUUUUCGGUUUCUACACGUGUUUUCGAUCGUCUGCUGGUGUUGUGAGGAACUCUACAUUGACAACCGCGCUUUGGAGACAGAAAAGGACAUUAAAAUGAGCUGAUUAAAACUGUGGUAAGUUAUUUUUUAACUUACAUAGACACCAGCGCACUACACGAGAGGAGCAAAAUGACGUCGAAGACAUCUAAGAGAAGAUUUGAACCUCAGUUCGGAGUUUGAAAGUUUAUUUUUUUAAAGUAUUACCAUCGUUAAGAUCUAUGCUUUUAACGCACGUAAAUGCAGAUGAAGGAGACCGGGAAGUGCUUGAUCCGCAUGACCUGAGGAUUGUGUCCUAUAGGGGUUAAAUGGUUCUGAUAACGGACAGCAGGGAUGGCGGAGGAUCAUCUCCAGGUAAAGUUAAACCACUUAAACAUGCUAAAAGCGGCCAGAUCUGUCCCACCAUCGUGGAGGAAUCACCUGACCGCGCGGGCGAUGACAAUUAUGAUGAAUUUCUCGGCACCUGCGAGUUUGACGGGAACAACGAUGACUUCGAAGAGUUGGAUGACUUCUCGGAGCUGCCGGACACCAGGAGCAUCGCCUCAGACGACUCGUUUUAUCCACCGGACGAUGACUUUGCUGACUCUGAGAGAACCCCUUCACCGGAGAGUCCCGCGCCGCUGUCCUUUUUUCAAGCGUGCUGCGGCAACAACGCGCUGAUAGUGAAACUCAUGAUUAGACAAGGUGUCACAGAGGAGGACGUUCGGGAGACGGACAAAAACAAAAGAACUGGACUAAUAGUGGCGUGCUACCAAGGCUAUGUGGAUGUAGUGAUGGCUCUCUCCCAGUGUCCUCAUCUGGAUGUGAACUGGUCAGACAACGAGGGCAACACAGCACUCAUCACUGCUUCCCAGGCGGGUCACAUCACAAUCUGUAACUACCUACUCAACUAUUUUCCUGGGCUUGACAUCGAGAAGAGGAACUGCCAUGGUUUCAGCGCUCUGAUGAAAGCUGCUAUGCAGGGUCGAGUGGAGUGUGUCAAAGCACUGAUGAUGGCAGGGGCUGAUUUGGAAGCAAGGGACAACGGGCGGAAGUUUACAGCUCGAGAGUGGGCCAUCUUCACCAGCCGCCACGAGACCGUCUUCACCAUAAUGCGGCUCAUGCAUCAGCCGUGUGCGGAUCAGUUCUGUGACAGCUAUCGACCCGAAUGGCCCCUUCUACCCGCACUGGUGGCUAAAGCACAGGCUCCCAAAGGCUGCAUUCAGAAAAUCUCAGAGACACUACGCGACUUCUUUGACAUCAGCAACGUCACGGAGGCUUCAGAGGACGGCGUUCUCGAUCACAUGGUACGCAUGACCACAUCGUUAGGCAGUCCGUUCAUUGUGACGGCAUGUCGAACGGUGUGUCCCAGCAGCCCACCAUGUGUGGGCAAACGGCGUUACGCUGUUCAGGAGAUAUUAAAAAAACGACGCAUCGAACAGCUCAAAGUACUCGGACCUGAACGCAUCGAGAACUAUAAACGACUUUUUCAGAACUCCCGCGUCCUGCUGGUGCCAAAACCGAGAGAUCGACGCGCAAGUUUACAGCCUCAUGCUCAAGCAGACGAUUCGUCCACGCUGACCAUCCGCAGGACCAGUCUGCUGCCAUUACACCUGCUGAGGAGGAGCAGCGUCAGACCAGGUCUGGUGGUGCCCAAAGUAAGGAUCAUCAAGGCUCCGACUCCAACCUAUGUGCCGGAGAGAGUGCGGCGAAAAAGCAGCUGUGUAGAAGAACAGUUCCUUCAGAUCCCCAAGUGGAGAUACAAAGAACUAAAAGAAGAGCGAAAGAAAGCAGAAGAAGCGGAAAGGAAAAGACUGGAGGCCAUAACCAAAAGACAGCUCACCACGGGCAAGAGGAAAUAAGUGUUUGCAAAUAUACUACUCACCAAUUGAUACUUGAAAUGCUGAUGUUAGAUUGCGAUUUAUUUUUAUUACCUAUUUAUUAUAUUUUUGAAAGUUAAAGGCUUCUAAUCUUUUUCCCCCUUUUAGAAAAUGGGGUUAAGUAAAUGGUUUAAAGGGAGCUGCUCUUUUAAGGGCCCUGACACACCAGAAAACUAGCGACGUCACUUGUUUUCAGAUGGCUGAAAGCUGGCUGAAACUUUACACUAAAAAAGAUGAGCGAUUUGGCUCCACUUCCUUCCAUUGUAGAAAAGCGAAGCCAAAAUAUAUUUUUUUUGCUUAAUGAUCACACCAAUGAUGUCAUUUGGAGCCUGAAUCUUUGAUGUAGUGAUCAUAAAGAGGAGCUGCGGUAUCAGCCCAAGUCCAGCCCAAGCCAAAUCGCAAUCACAAUAGCAUGAAAUAAGUAACUAUAAAAACAGACAUUAAAAAAAUAUUGGACUAAAAAUUAGCAAGAAAAAAAGAUAGAUACAAGCUGUGUCUCAUUUUAGAGGCUGCGUACUUCUAAGGUCCUUCGAAGUCCACACAAGCCGAACCGAUCAUUUUGAAAUGAGACUAUCUAGCCUACAGACGACAGAACCUCAUCACCUAGAAAUCAUAACA